Molecule: messenger RNA, 10193 nt
Organism: Diabrotica virgifera virgifera (western corn rootworm)
Lineage: Eukaryota; Metazoa; Arthropoda; Insecta; Coleoptera; Chrysomelidae
Product: thioredoxin-related transmembrane protein 1-like
Exons: 6
Coding region: 79-909 (276 amino acids)
Source: RefSeq, a predicted model, not a curated record
UCAAUGGUUCAUGGUUCAAUGAUAACAUAACAGUCCGUCAUUCGUCAUUUUUACUUAAAAAAUUGAAGAAUAAUUGUAAUGGCCUGUAAAGGAAUAUUUUGUAUAUUUUUCCUAUUUUGCAGCUUCGUUGCUGUAACAAAUAGUCAAAAGAUCGUGAUAGACCUUCAUGAAGAUAACUGGAGCGAAAUUUUGAAAGGAGAAUGGCUGGUAGAAUUUUAUGCUCCUUGGUGUCCAGCAUGCAAGGCUCUUGUACAGAAAUGGAAGGAGUUAGCUCAAUUAGGACCAGGUCUAGGUAUUAAAAUUGGAGCUGUAGAUGUUACUACAUCACCAGGACUAAGUGGUAGAUUUAUGGUCACAGCUUUGCCUACAAUAUUUCAUGUCAUAAAUGGGGAAUUCAGACAAUAUAAGGGUCCCAGAGACAUAAGUUCAUUUACAUCAUUUGUAGAAGACAAGAAGUGGGAGCAAGUAGAACCAGUUCCUAGUUGGAAAUCUCCAAAUUCAAUUCAGAUGAGUGUUGUAUCAUCUUUCUUCAAAUUAUCUCAAUUACUCAGACAUUUUCUACUUUCAUUGCAGCAAAUUCAUAACAAGCUUACAGACGACUAUGGAUUACCAACUGUUGCUUCAUAUUUGAUUUUUGCCAUUGCUACCAUUAUCUUAGGUGCCCUUCUAGGAUUGAUUUUAGUGUGUGCAAUAGAUCUUAUAUUCCCGCCAAAACAUAUAAUAUUAACACAGAACAAAAAGGAUGAAAAGGACAGUGAUAAUGAACUAAAUGACGAAGAUAUCAGAGAUGAUCUCGUAGAUGAUGCUAGUCAGUCAGGGGAUGCUGCUAAUUCAGACUCUGAUUCUGAACCUAAAAAUUCUCCUAUCAAAAGGAAACCAAGGAAACGCAGGGCAGUUUUAACCUCCUAGAAAUGAAUACGUAACAGACUCAUAGGAUAUCAAGAAACGUGUGUAAAAUCUUCACUACUCAGCAAUUAUCACUAAUAUCAGCCACGCGUGGAUUAGUAGUACGAUGAAGUUUCCUCUUUUUUCGUAGAUUGUUCUCGAGAACAACACUAAACUUUCGGAACAUUGAAAAAUAUUUAUUUGCUUUACUAUAAUAAACUAAAUCAUAACCUUACGCUAAGAGGCUUUGUUUAUCUCAAGACAAUGUUAAAAUACUUAUUUUAAUACUACAUUUCGAGUUGAGCACUGUGAAGCUUUUCCUAAAAAUUUAACAUGCAUUUUGAGACUUGCAUUUAAAUCCACAUUUUUCAAUUUACCAGUUAAUGAAACUCAGUAUUUUUUGUGAAUGCAUGGUUUGAAAUGUAGACGAUAUAAAUAUUAUUGUUAUGUUUUCACUGGAGAAUUUUAAAUUCUUGUUGUGAUAUUUUAUAAUAGACAGAACGGGGUGCCUAAGAAAUGAACAUACAAAAUAUACAUACAUUUUGCAUAACUGAUUUUAUCAAUGUCAAAUAACUUCAGUAGUCUUCAGUCUGAGUUUUUUUUAAUUAUUGGCUCUUUUAAGGUGAAGAUCAAUUUUUGCAACAGAAAAAUAAUUGGGGUAAGUCCACAGAACAAGCUGGUUAGUUAAUCGACAUUAUCCGUCAAGAAAAGUUUUAUUGUGAAAAUCCAUAACAUCAAAAUUAGGCACCGGACAACUAUCACUGUCCAUUUCUUGCAACAAUGGUAUAUACCAGCGGUUCUCAAUCUGUGGUACAUCUACCACUGGUGGUACAUAUCAUUAUUUACGGUGGUACAAAAAAAAUUAAAAUUGUAGUACUUACUAAGUCUUAAUAACACAGUCCAAAAAUAUAGGUGGUACCAAAAAUAAUAAAAGGCACUGUAGGUGGUACAUGCCUCAAAAAGAUUGAGAUCCGCUGGUAUAUACUAAACAUUUCGCAGAUAUAUCCUGAUGCUCCUAUAGCCUAAGCAAUAUUUAAAGUAUUUGGUGCACUCCAUUAUUAGAGUUUUGUGAUCACUACAUCAAAAUCUUCCCUAUUUUGCUCCGCUCUUAGUAAUUGUUGAAUGUUCGUACCCAUCCAAGCUCUGAUAUUGAGAAACCAUGUUAGUGUUCAUCUGUCUACUUCUCUUCAGAAUUAUAUCUUCCCUUCAAUUAUUCAUAGCAGGUUAUAUUUAUAAUUUCUAAUUAUAUCGUUUUUAUAGAUUCUAACUCUCUGUUUAUAGUUUUUAAUACUGUUUGAUUCGUUAUGUGUUAUGUCUCUGUUUAUAGUUUUUAAUACUGUUUGAUUCGUUAUGUGUUUUGUCCAUAAUAUUCUAAGCUUUCUACUUUAAAGCCACAUUUCAACAAAAGGUUCUAACCAUCUCAUGGUAUUUAAUUUUAAUGUCCAGGCUUCAACUCUAUACAGAAGGACUGACCAAAUGUAGCAUUCAAUAACUCUAAUUCGGAUGUCUAAGCUUAGUUUUCGGUUAUAGAGAAUUUUCUUCCAUUUAUUAUACAUGUUCCUGUUAUAUUCAUGUUUUUAUUUCUAUAUCUUGAUCCCCUUACCGUUUAGUACUAUCCCUAAGUAUCUAAAUUUGUGAACUUGUUCUAACUGGGUGUUACUUAGAUUCAAUACGACAGUUUCCAUUGGUAUUGCUGAUUAUCAUUAUUUUAGCUUUCUGAAGAUUUCAGUUCACUUUCAUUGUUAACUCUGUCUAGUAUAUUUUGUAAGAUUUUUUAUUCUUUCUGCUGUCAAAACAGUAUCGUCUGUAUAUCUGAUAUUCUUAAUAUACAUUUACCGUUUAUUUGUAUACUAAUUUCGGCGUCGUCCAGUGCUUGUUUGAAUUUUCAUUCAGAGUACAAGUUGAAGAGCAAUGGAGACAUGACACAGCCUAGUCCACUUUGGCGACUAAUAAAUCAAAAUAAUAAUUUUUGACAAAUACUCUGUCUUCAGCAGAUUUGAUAAUAAUCAUUUUUAAGGGGCUAUCCUAGUGUAAAAGUAUGAAAUUAAUAUAUUUUUUGGGAAUGCAUAAAAUAAAAAGUACUGCGCCAAUUGUUUUAAAAAUUUUCAUGAGCUUUAUUUAUUAUAAAAAGAAGUACAUGUAAAAAAAUUCAUAAAAAUAUAUUCAAAAUUAAAUGAUUUAUGCGCCAUCUGCUGGCACCGUGAAAAAAAAACAUAGCUCCACUGUUGCAGUGAUUGGGACUAAUGGAGAUCCUGAAAUGUGAAAUUUCAAAAUGAUUAUUGAAAUAUAAGUUAUUUUCUAUACCUUUUCUAAACUAGGAUUUUUGAAAAAUAUUAAAAUUUGAAAAAAUGAGGUGUUAAAUGUUUUUUUAAAUUACCUAAAAAAUUCUUAGUUUCAAAAACAGCAAGUUUCGUUUUUAUCCAAUCAAAAAAAACCCUAGUUGAUGGUAUAGAAAUAACUUAUAUUUCAAUAUUCACUUUGAAAUUUUAUAUUUCAGGAUCUUUAUUAUAGUCCCAAUCACUGCAGCAGUGGAGCUGUUUUUUUUUUCACGGUGCCAGCAGAUGGCGCAUAAAUCGUUUACUUUUCAAUAUUUUUUUAUAGAAUUUUUUAUACAUGUAUUUCUUUUUAUAAUAAAUGCUCAUGCAAAUUUUCAAAACAACAACUGGUACAGUACUUUUUAUUUUAGAAAUUCCCAAAAAAAUAUAUGAAUUUUGUACUUUUACACUAGGACAGCCUCUUAACCAAACUAGUGUUUUUUGAACUGUACAACAAAAUUCAGCAUUAUACAGGGUAUCCCGGAAAAUAGUGCGUUCCUUCAAGGUACGGGCUAAGUGCACCAUUUAAAGCAAAAAAGUGUGAUAAAAUUUUUUGUAAAGUCAACCGUUUUCAAAAAAAUAAUUUAUUAAUUUUAAUGCAUUUGAUUAAUGUCCACAGAAAUGCAAAUACAGCCGGCAACGCUGCGUUCCGUCUUCUGUGUAAAAAUAAUUUUACUAGAACUCAACUAUCAUGAAUCAUCGACCAUUAGGCAUAAUAUUAUGUAUUUAUAAAAUACUGAUAGCAGUAAUAGAAAAACAGCAUAAUUUUUGUGUUUAUUAAAUAUCUAAUAAAUAAGGUUUGUAUAGUGUUUUAACUUACAUGAAAAGUUUUUAUUACAAUCAACAAACAAGCUACGUCUUCAAGAAAUAUCUAUCCUUAGAACAUGUUACAAAAAAUUUGAGUAUUACAUUUCUCCAUUGAAUCUUCUGGGAACUUCUAGUGGUUCAAUCAGAUGAUUAGUAAUACUCUCAGCCCCAGCCCAUACAUACUUUUGGCAUUAUAAAAGUAAAACACACACGCACCAUUUCUCGUAAAACAAGGUUUAUCUGCACACAACACUUUACACAUUUUGUUUUGAAUCAUUACAAUACCACAACAAUACGAUGUAUUCUCGAGUAACAGGUAAUUAUGAUAUGACUGUUUGUGUUUACAAUUUUAAAUAUCUUCGCUAUGUCAAAAUAAAUAAAACUGCCGGGUUGCCAAAUGUAAAUUUUAGUAAAAGACAUUAUUUUAUUUUUUGAGGCAACAGAUGACUUUAGAAAAAAAAUGUAUGAGAGAGUUUUCUUUUAAAUGGUGCAUUCUACCCACACUUUUAAGGAACGCACUAUUUUACGGGACACCCUGUAUAAAACUAACCCAGCUCAACCAGAGAAUUCGGUGGAAUAUUGUCUCUUCAAGGACGUCUCUUCAAUGUUGCCGAUAUAAAAGAUCACUCUGGCACAUCUGAAAUCAUAGCAGUCAAUACUAUAUUCAGUAUUUUAUAUGUUCAGUUCUUCGCAUUCGAAUACUGUGUAAAUAAAUUAAGCUAAGUGAAACUUGUUUUACAUAAAGAGGAUCAGGAUUACGUAGGAUCAUCAUUUCAAAAUAUCGCAUAAUGUAUAAUAAAUAAUCAAUUGUUGCCACAUAUUAACAAAGAGUAUAUUAGGUUAGGUUACUGCAUCAAUUAAUUUUUUGUUACUUUAGUUUCAGGUUAUGUUUUAUUUUUGUAUUAAGGGGAUAACAUAAGAUAAGAUACAAUCCUGGCUUCUAAUAUUUUAUACUUCUAAACAAGUUUCAUUUUGCAGAUUACUAUUGACGUAAAAUCUUGUUUCCUUAUUGAUAUGAUCAUGUCAAUAUAAAGCUUAAUUAAGUGCGAAUGAUACAGGCGGUAGGUUUUGGAAAGAAGAAAACAGGCGGCGAUAGUGUUUUGCUUGGAAACACUACCUCCAAAAUAAGGCAUCACGACUGACGAAUUUACUGCAUUAGAACGCAACAACAAUCUGUACAUUUCAAGCAUUCAAAUUAACUGUCUAUAAGUGUAUAUUAAAAAAAAAUUAGAUUAGUUAAUAUAAGCCUCAUUAGUCAUGGGAAUAAAAUAUUUUCGAUUUCAAAAUUAUAAAGUUUUUAAAAAAUACUUGCCAUUUGAUAUUAUUAUCGGAAAUGUUUUAUUGCCUAAUUUUUUAUUGAUUUUUCUUUGGUCAAUACCGUUAAUAGUAUUCCAAAAAGCGACAUAGGUCAUGAUUCUCUACGUUAGUGUAGAUUUUAUAGCCUUUUUUACAUUUUCAAUGAGAUAGAAUUAUUGUCUACAGAUAUUCUUUGUACAUGUAAUAAAUCCACAUACACUGCUCAACAAUGAAGUGGAUAUCACUAUACAUGGAAAUAUCACUAUAAAUGUAAAUAAAACCUGGAUAAAAACCAGGUCUUUAUUUACUGAAAAGUAAAAAAACCAAGAGAAAAGUAGCAUGUAAAAAGAAUUGGCUAUCAAUUUUUGUUGCGUUGUUCAAAACCAAAAUUGUUGAGCAGUGUAUAAUAACACUUUUGUGUAUCGUACAAAUAAUGUAUGGACAUGGAUUUAUUUAAUGUUUCAUCCUGUUUUAUUUGACCUCAUAUGAGUUAGCCUUCGGAACAAAGCAUACAUUUCUAAAAUUUCCUGUUAUUUUAAUGGAUAAAGUUAUUACUCGUAAAGGAUAAUGGCAGCUUUUCUAGUAGGCAAUAUUUUUUAAUUGCGAAAUAGAUUUUUAUGUACUAAAUCUAUCGGGCCUUCGUUCAUAACUUCGCCAUGCUUUAUUCUUCGUUAUCCAGCUCAUGACAUCCUUAUUCCAUUCGACUCAAAAAUAAUAUGUUCUAUCGUCGGUGCUUAAGUCACUGAAGGAGUCCUGAAAUUCAGUUUUGGUAAUAGUCUUCAGUGUCAUCCAUUUUUUUUUUAAUUGUUGCUAUGUCAUCUAAACGUUGUCCUUUAAGCCGCAAUUUCAGUUUGUAAACGUGGAAAGAGUCUUAGUCGUUUUGGGUAAUAAACGUAAAUCAUCACCGAUUAUGAUCUUUUUUAAGCAUAUUUACAUCAGUAGCGACAAUUAGAACUUUUUACUGAUAUAAAUAGUUUCCGCAUAAUUGUUUUUGAUUUUAAAGCAAAAUUUAAUUUAAAUUAAUUGCUCACAUCUCUCAUCCCAAUGUAAACACUAGGAUACUGUUACAAAAUAGACCCUUAUAUAAGUAAAUGCGUUAUAAUGUGGCAACGUGAAGAGACACUGAUUACGCUUGUGUCCUUCAGAGGGCGCUCAAACAUUUUGGCGCCAAGUUAUGAGCAAAGUUCGUAUAGUUUUGGGGCAGACAUCAAUGUUCUUUUAGCUACAAUAUCCAUUGAAUUAAAUUACUUAAUUAGGACAUAUUUUAAGAACAUAAAAGAAAUGCUUAUGCUCGACUUACGUUGAUAAGACAGGUCGACAAGCCUGAAACCCAGAAAACAGAUACUUUUCCCAAGGUUUUUGGUGCGCUGAAUACGAAUAUGAGCUCCAAAUUGUCGAAUUUGCUCUGGUUUCUGAGAUAGUCCUCAAUUAGCAAUUAAUAUUAUGGGUUCCAAUGUUGUGAGUUUUCCUACUUCUGGAUUAAAAGGGGUAAUUUGUAGGGGUUAAUAGGGUUAGAGGUGUUUUGUUUCGAUCAGUAAACACAAUGUAUGUGAUUUUAUUUUGAUAUGGUACAACCAGCAAUUAAUUUUAGGGAUUUCAGAGGUAGGUGGGUUUGCCUGCUUGUGGACUAAAAGGGAUGGUUUCUACGGGUUGGUUGGGUUGGGGUGUGAAGGUUUGAGAUUGUUGGAUUUGGUUUGUCAGGUUUUGGGGUGGUUUGGGAGGUGAGUUUGGGAUUUCUGAAUUUAGAUUUUUCGUUAUACUAUAUAAUCAUAUGAAGAGUACAGGGGGAAAACAAGGAAUGUCACAUUUUAUACAUAUUGAGAUAACCAUCAAUAAAGGUUUAAUUCUUAUGAAAUCUAAAAACUACUAGGAGAUUCUUAGCAGAAUAAUUCUAGGAAGUCUUAUUCUAUAAUCUUAAUAUAAUAGAAUCUAUAUUAACUUAUUAAUUUAAUAAUGCACCAAAAAACUGCUAACACUCCUUAUUUUUGUUCAGUGGCGUGCGAAUAAUCCUGGUUCUUCGCCUGGACACAAAUUCUUAGAAAAUUUAUAUAGACUGAUCUUUCUGUUUAUUGUCCUGAAUAGAUAGCCUAGUCGAUAGUGCUCGGUUUUUGCUACCACAUGGCGAAAAAAGCCAAAAUUAAUGAAAAAGUGACAUUUCUUGUUUUCCCCCUGUACUCUUCAUAUGGUUUGUAGGUAUUUUAAAACUAAGAAACUUUAAAAUGCAAUAUACCAGUGGAAAAAGAAGAUAUCUGAGUAAACUAAACAUCAUUUACAAGAUUGAGACUUAUGCUUCAAGAUGAUUAUAACAGUUUUUGGGAAAAAAUGAUAUUACGAUACAACAUAACCUCAAAAUCUGCUGUGUUUGCUCUUUUAGGUUAGGACCUCUUAAAAACCAUAACAAAUUCUGUAUAUUCUGAUCUUUGGGUCCGAAUAUUGGUCAAAUUUUAUCGGCAUGUUUCUACAUACUUCGCAAAAAGUAUAUGCACCUUCUGUAGCAUGUACUUUAAACGAGAUCUAAUAAUUUUGUUAGUUACGUUAUGAGGAAGAUUUAUUUUAUAAGCUCGAUAUGUCACAUAAGGUGAUAAGUGUAAAAAGUAUAGAUAUACUCUGGAAAACGCUAUUGGACUUAUACUCUUACUACUUAUCACCUUAGAUAUGUUUGAAUAGAAAGUAUUAAAAGAAAUGUAAUUUGUGUUCAUACUCUACAGAAGCUAUUUUCGUGUGAAAAAGAAAUUAUUUUCUUGCUGCAGUUGUUAGUUUUUCUUUCUUGAGUAUUAUGUUUUUUUAUUUAAUAUCUUUAACAUCACCAAUUGUACAUUUUUUUCUUAGUCUGCUGGGAAUUGUUUUAUAAUUAUAAUUCGCUCCGAAAUUACAUAGCAUGUAGGGUUAGUUCAGACCAACAGGGCUUUUCAUCGAUUGUCAUUUGUUUCGAGCUUCUGUCAUGUGUCACAAUAUUAAUAUAUCUACGCCAUACGUUUUUGGUUUGUAUCAUUGUUAUAUACCAAUAACGUAUGACGUAGAUACAUUAAUAUUAUGUGACACAUGACAGAAGCUCGAAACAAAUGACUGUGAAUGAAAAGCCUUACUGUCACGGUACGAUCAGAUCACAAUCAAAGCACCGUCAAGAGGGCUUUUCAUUCACAGUCAUUUGUUUCAAGCUUCUGUUAUGUGUCACAUAAUAUUAAUAUAUCUACGUCAUACGUUAUUGAUAUAACCAAUGAUACAAACCAAAGACGUAUGACGUAGAUAUAUUAAUAUUAUGUGGCACAUGACAGAAGCUCAAAACAAAUGACAGUCGAUGAAAAGCCCUAGUCAAGGGACAACCCAUUCGCACACAAUCCGGGCAGAUCACCGUCAGCCUACUUCACCAUUCAGGUCGAUCAAGAUGCAAGGUUAUAGAUAGAGUCUAAAUAGAGUUCUUAGUAUUGCAACUAAUGAUCUCCAUUCUUGCUUUUUUCGAAUGGAUUUUUUUCGAGAUAAUUAGAACGAACCUUAUAAAGUCUGGUAAACUAUCUAAGAGCGGCAUUAAUAUUGAGCUGAGCGGGGUGCUAUUGUCAGAGUUAAGAAAUUUCAUAAACAAUGGAUCUACCUGUUUUAUAAAAUUAAACCCUUGUUUAUAGAAUUUCACAACUCGGACAAUGGCACCCCGCUCAGCAGAACUAUAUAAGAGAGUCAUUAAUGUUCAGCUCAGCUGAGUGCUAUUCUUCAAUCAAGGUGUGAAAUUCUAUCAACAAGGGAUCUACCUGUUUUAUGGAAUAAUCCCUUGUUUAUUUAAAUACAAAUUUCCAUCCAGAGUACCCCGCUGAGCCGAAUAUUAAUGACUUUCUUAAUUUUCUUGCACAACUGUAAUGUCAAUUGUCUUGUAUAGUAAUUUCGCCCUCGAUCAUUAUCAAAAGCGACGAAAAUAUGGUACAACUGAAAAUAGGUGAAGGCAUGUAUCCACAUGUUCGCGCUCCUGCAACUACUCCACGUUGUGGAUACGUUCGCGCUCCGCCUCAGCGCCCAAACGGUGGCGGUUUAUAUGUAGAGGAGCGCAUGGUAUAUCGAUUGGAGCAGUUUCACGGAGCGCAAGAGGUUCGCAAACAUAGUGUUUACGUGCCUUAACUGACUGACUGUGUCAUAUUCACACCACCUCGGCAUUCCGGUCCGGUAAAGAACAAGUCACAGUCUUGAUCGCUGGCUAAGCUACCGGACGGGCACUGACUGUGACUGUACCGUGCCAGUGCGUGGGAUUUACGUCAUUGGGAAACUACAGGAGCAAUCUUGACUGUACCGUCUCCGACUGUGACUUGACCAUAGACAUAAUAUGGAUAGACAAUCUAUCUAUCUAUAUCUUUUUACUAUGCGAUCCCGCUCAUGUUACAGAUAAAGAUGGCUAGAUAACUCAAAGUGAAUAUUGACCAAUGAUGUCCUUGAUAUUGGCGUUACACCUCGGUGCACGGAGCCCAUACCUUAUCUUGUCUAUUCUUAUUAUAUCUAUGGACGUGACUGUUGGUCUGAAUCAACCUUUAAAGAUCAGCUUUCAAAAAUGUAAAAUUAGAAUAUCGUUGUUUCAUUGUCAUAAAGACUGAUUAUUUAUCCUGUAUCGUUUAUUGGAAUAUCACUUUUGAACUUAAUACGUCAUUCCAAAUGGUUGUGCGAGUACUGAAAGUUGAGAUGUACUUUUUGUAUAAAAUUUUACGAAUGUACAGUUUUUUUCAUAAAAAUUAGUUGUAAGUUUAUUUCCUUCACUGCAGAGAGUACACACUAACCUUUUUAGAUAAAUAGGAAGGAAAUGCAUAUUCUCUUUGAUAACUUAGAUCACAAUGUUUGCAGUGGAUGAUGAUAAUCAAAAUAUAAUUUUUAUAACUGAAUUUGAUAUAUUUUUCAAUAAAAUGUUUAUUACUAGUC